UUAUGUGCUAACGCACGUUAGCGAGAGGUUUAGUCUGCGUGUCGUUGUUCUUCCAACCUUCGAAGUGUGAGUAUGCAAGGGGUUUUCUAGUCAUUUUUCGGAAGAAAUGUGGCAAGUGUGGUUGUUAUUACCACUUGUUGGCAGAGUGACGUCACUGGCCGUUCAGAAUGAGACCUGUGCUUCGUAUCCUGAUGGACUGGAGUGCAAUAGGUCGCCUGCCAACUGUGUGAAAUGCCAAUACAACACCAGCUGUAUGGUCGGAGAACAAACAACGUCACUGUGCUCUCCGCUGCCGGACGUCGACUGCAUUGGCAAUAGAACAUGGCAUCAACCCCACAUCUGUGCAUACUGCUUUCAGCUUCCUAUAAACGACUAUACCUGCAUCAAGAGCACGAAUUGCACUGUUGCCAGAAGCCCAUCAAACACCUAUACAGCAGACUGUACUGUAAAGUCAACUGUCUAUUGUUUGGGCAGCCGAAAAUUCAAGAAGAAAUUGAAAUGUGAUUGGACAUCAGGGCAUCGAUGGUCGACAGCCAUGCUCUUGAGUAUCACACUAGGAGGGUUUGGGGUGGACCGAUUUUAUCUUGGCUACUGGCAGAGCGCAUUGGGAAAACUGUUUAGUUUUGGUGGUGCAGGAGUCUGGACUAUAGUUGAUGUUCUACUUAUUGCAGUUGGUUACCUUACACCAGCAGAUGGUUCUUUGUACAUUUUCUAAAUUUUUAACUGGAAGCAGUGAUACCGUGUAUGGAUGAUGUAAUUGGUUGUCAUGGCAAUUAGGAACACAAAAAAUGCAUUGUUGAGUUUCACUACAACAUGCAAUGCA
This is a messenger RNA of Corticium candelabrum, 823 nucleotides long. RefSeq names its product TM2 domain-containing protein 3-like. The coding region runs from base 107 to 715 and encodes 202 amino acids. Lineage: Eukaryota; Metazoa; Porifera; Homoscleromorpha; Homosclerophorida; Plakinidae. The transcript is spliced from 3 exons. The record is from RefSeq and is a predicted model, not a curated record.